Dipodomys ordii (Ord's kangaroo rat) is the source of this 3964-nucleotide messenger RNA. RefSeq names its product zinc finger protein 592 (gene Znf592). The transcript is spliced from 7 exons. NCBI's taxonomy places the organism in Eukaryota, Metazoa, Chordata, Mammalia, Rodentia, Heteromyidae. Bases 333 to 3938 code for a protein of 1201 amino acids. The record is from RefSeq and is a predicted model, not a curated record.
UCCUAGCAAGUAUCCAUCAAGGGGAGACAGGGCCCAAGAGACACAGUUCUGGCUGCUGGGUAAACCAGGGCAGCACAGAAACGCCUGCUGGCUGCGUCCGGCUCCCUGCUGGUGCGGGAAUUGUCAGGCACCACGCUAGAGAUUAAGUUUUCUUAGACUCCCUUUCCAGGCAUUGACACUUACCUGUAAGUUUGCUUAAGCAGCAUUUGUUUUCUUCUCUCCACAGGUGGUGUGUGGACUCCAGACCAGGUGCCUAGUCCCCCUCCCACUCCUGGGGCCUCUCGCCACGCCCUUGCUCUGAGAGCCGCCCGAGCCCUAGCCAGCAUCCAGACAUGGGGGACAUGAAAACUCCCGACUUCGAUGACCUUCUGGCUGCCUUCGACAUCCCGGACCCCACCAGCCUGGACGCCAAGGAGGCCAUCCAGACCCCCGGCGAGGAGAGGGAGGGCCCCCUGAAGCCCGCGGGCCUGUGCGCAGAUGACAGUGCGGCCUUGUCGCAUGCAGGGGCCGCGCCGGACGCCCCAGCCGUGAGUGUCAUCGUCAAGAACACGAGCCGCCAGGAGUCACUAGAAGCGGAGAAAGACCACAUGGCGCCCAGCCUCCUGCCCAACGGGUUCCGGGGCCCAGCGCCACCCCCGGAGCCCCACCACGGCGGGAAGUUCGACUCCCCUUUCGUGAAUGGAGACAGCACCCGGAGCUUCCCUGGCAAGCUGGAGCUUCCCAAGUCAGAGCCGCUGCCAACCUUCAGCCAGUUCAGCCCCAUCUCCAGCCCGGAGCCCGAGGACCCCAUCAAAGAGCAUGGCUUUGUGAUCAAGUCCAAGCACGCAGCUGACAGUUACUUCCCCCCACCCCCUGGGUGCGGAGCCGUGGGGGGCCCGGUCCUCGAGGCUCUGGCUAAGUUUCCAGUGCCCGAGCUGCACAUGUUCGACCACUUUUGUAAGAGAGAGCCAAAGCCGGAGCCCCUGCCCUCGGAUGGCCGGCAGGAGCCAGGGCAGGGGGUGCAGAAGGCCGCGGAGCCUCACAAGGAGCUGGCCUCUGGCCAGUUUCUAGGGGAAGCCUUGGGGUUCGGCGGCCCCAGCAGUAUUGAAGGGCCCCCUGCGCAGCGGGCCCCCGCGCUCAGUGCCUGCGCCUCCGCGCCCCCCCGGCAGCGCCUUAAGCCCGCGCACUCCAAGCUGUCCUCCUGCGUGGCUGCCCUGGUGGCCCUGCAGGCGAAGCGGGUGUCCGGCGUCGCCAGGGAGGACCACCCUGGUCACGCACAGGACCCCCCGGGGCCUGCCAGAGAGGCCCCCAAAGUGCCCAAGUCACCAAAGAGUCCCCGGAGCCCUCUGGAGGCCACAAGGAAGAGCGUGAAGCCAUUGGACAGCCCGCGCAGCGCCAGUCCCCGCAGCACCUGCUCCGACAGCAGCAGCCGGGGCUCCCCACCCGCCAUCCCCAAAGUCAGGAUCAAGACCAUCAAGACGUCCUCAGGGGAAAUCAAACGGACCGUCACCAGGGUCUUGCCCAAUCCAGAUGACCCGAGCAAGUCCCCCGCUGGGUCCCCUGUGGGGGGUGCCCCUGCGGAGGCUUCUAGCAAGGUGCCUGGGGAUGAGGGCCUCCCCCAGCCUGUGGAGGGGCCACCGGAGGCAGGCACGAGCUCAGGGAACCCCCGGGGGGACAGUGAAGGGGAUGAGAGCUCUGGGCCUCGGGUCCCAAAGGGGGCAGUCCCUGGCCCGCAGGCAGGCAAGACGCAGCAGAGCACCGCCCUACAGCCCACGGCCCCGGCCCCGGCCCACCUGCUGCCCAAGGCCGUGCACCUGGCCAACCUGAACCUGGUUCCCCACAGCGUGGCUGCCUCAGUGACGGCCAAGUCCUCCGCCCAGGGGCGGGGCCAGCCGCAGCCCCCCCACAUGUCUGUGCCCCUGGUCCACCAGGUGCGGAAGGCCGCACCCCUGAUUGUGGAGGUCUUCAACAAGGUGCUCCACAGCUCUAACCCCGUGCCCCUCUACGCGCCAAACCUCAGCCCGCCCGCAGACAGCAGGAUCCACGUGCCGGCCAGCGGCUACUGCUGCCUGGAGUGUGGGGACGCCUUCGCCUUAGAGAAGAGCCUGGGCCUGCACUACGCCCGGCGCAGCGUCCACAUCGAGGUGCUGUGCACACUCUGCUCCAAGACGCUGCUCUUCUUCAACAAGUGCAGCCUGCUCCGGCAUGCCCGCGACCACAAGGGCAGGGGCCUCGUCAUGCAGUGCUCGCAGCUGCUGGUCAAGCCCAUCGCUGCCGACCAGAUGUUUGUGCCCGCCCCCCUGAACACCGCCACCGCCCCGGCCUCCCCCAAGCCAGGCUCCUCCUCGGGCGGCGCUGCCCCUCCAGUCCCGGCCUUGCCCCUCUACCCUGACCCCGUGCGGCUCAUCCGAUAUGGAACCAAGUGUCCCGAGUGCCACAAGCAGAUGAGAGACUACAUGGUGCUGGCCACGCACUUCCAGAGGGUAGCCAGCGAGACAGAGGGUCUGACCUGCCAAGUGUGCCAGAUGCUGCUGCCCAACCAGUGCAGUUUCUGUGCCCACCAGCGGGUCCACGCGCACAAGUCUCCCUACUGUUGCCCGGAGUGCGGGGUCCUCUGCCGCUCUGCCUACUUCCAGACCCAUGUGAAGGAGAACUGUCUGCACUACGCCCGCAAGGUGGGCUACAGGUGCAUCCACUGUGGGGUUGUCCACCUGACCUUGGCCUUGCUGAAGAGCCACAUCCAGGAGCGACACUGCCAGGUCUUCCACAAGUGUGCGUUCUGCCCCAUGGCCUUCAAGACGGCCAGCAGCACUGCGGACCACAGCGCCGCCCAGCACCCAGCCCAGCCCCACAGGCCCUCCCAGCUCAUCUACAAGUGCUCUUGUGAGAUGAUCUUCAACAAGAAGAGGCACAUUCAGCAGCACUUCUACCAGAACAUCAGCGCCACGCAGACCAGUGUGUUCAAGUGCCCCGAGUGCCCACUGCUGUUCCCGCAGAAGCCCGAGCUGCCGCUGCCCGCCCGCCCGAGGGGCCUCUCCUGGGAGACCAAGGGCGGGAAGGGCUCUGGCCACUCCGCCAUAGCGCUGGGUUCCAAGGCAAAGGGUCCUGAGGGGUCUGGGAGAGGCCUGCCUGUGCCGCCAGGACCCGGGGUCUUUCCCGUGGCCAGUCUGGCCUGUAGGCCCAGGGCCAGCUCCCGGGAAGCACCUGCUGCUCUCUGCCCCUGGCCCGCCCUGCGGGAGCGCUGCUCCCCACAGCCCUGGGCAUGCCCAGACCCGCCGGGCACUGUGCUCCGCAGGUACUGUGUGGAGGACAGCCCCAGCUUCCCUCGGCCCUCGCUCCUGCAGAGCCACGUCAGCCUUAUGCACGGCAUCCGCAGCCCCGAUUUGAGCCCCACGUCCAAAGUCACACCGCCAGGCGGCCGCUCCCCACAGGCAAACCGGCUGAAAAGAGCAGGCGAUGCCCCAGGCACCAGCAACGGUACCACCGCGUCUUCCACCAAAAGGCACAAGUCGCUUUUCCAGUGUGCAAAAUGUGGCUUUGCCACGGACUCAGAGCCGGAGUUUCAGAGCCACGUACCUCAGCACCACGUGGACAGCUCCACGGCCCAGUGCCUCCUGUGCGGCCUGUGCUACACGUCCACCAGCUCCCUCAGCCGCCACCUCUUCAUCGUCCACAAAGUGAGAGACCAGGAGGAGGAGGAGGAGGAGGAAGAGGAGGAGGAGGAAGAGGUGAAGGUGAAGGUGGAGGCUGCAGAUCCACAGGAAGGCUCUGGGGAGGAGGUGGCCAUGGAAACAAGGGAGAAUGGACUAGAAGCCUGUGCGACAGAGCCCUUGCGGGCUGUCCCCGAGGCUCAGAGGUCACUGGGCGUUGCCCAGACCGAGGGUGGCGCCCGCGAUGCCCAGAGCCGGCUGCGGGCUUCUCAGGACCAGGACGGCCCCGCGCUGUCCCCUCAGGUGUGACCCGCGGCUGGGCGCGUGUGGUCAGG